AGUGAUAAAAUUGACAUGUUUGGUGUCAUACAGACAUGAAGCAAUAAUCAAUUUGUUCACAUCUUUCACAAAACCAUCAACGCACAAAAAUCUCAGUGAUACAACCAAAUCAACAAACUCUUCACACACUCAGUACUUCACAUCAAGGUCCAGCCGAUUCAAUGGCCGUAGACAACUUAACUGCAGUCCAAUACGGGAUAAACGACAUCAAAUUGGAACAGCGACCGAUUCCAGAACCCACAGAUGAUCAGGUCCUGCUCCAAAUGGAAGUGGUAGGCAUUUGCGGUUCCGACGUCCACUACUUAACCGAAGGAAGAUGUGGCCCUUUCGUGAUGAAUGGACCCAUGAUAUGCGGACACGAAGCCUCAGGAACAGUCUCUAAAUGCGGAAAAAACGUCAAAAACCUGAAACCAGGCGACAGAGUAGCCAUCGAACCUGGAGUUCCCUGUCGCAAGUGCGAAUUGUGCAGAAUAGGCAAGUACAACCUCUGCCCUGACAUGAAAUUUUGCGCUACCCCUCCCAUCGACGGCAACCUAUCCAGAUUCUAUUGCUCGGACGCAGAUUACUGCUUCAAGCUGCCGUGUAAUAUGACCCUAGAGGAAGGAGCUCUGAUGGAACCUCUUUCAGUGGGAGUACAUGGCGCAAAGUUGGGCAGAGUCAAAAUGGGCCAUGUCUGCUUCGUGGAAGGAUGCGGUCCCAUCGGACUAUCCAUGAUGGCGUCCGUCAAAGCUUGGGGUGCUUCUAAGGUUCUCAUCACCGACCUGCUGGAAAACAGGCUGCAGGUCGCCAAGAAAAUGGGUGCGGACUAUACGCUGAAAAUAGAAGAAAGCAUGACUGAGGACGACAUAUGUAAGAAGGUGCUGGAAAUCUUAGGCGAAGAACCUCAUGCCAGCUUCGAUUGUGCUGGUGGUGAAAAAUGUACUAGAGUUGCCCUCAGAGUUACUAGAGCGGCGGGGGUGGUAGUGAUCCUAGGAAUGCGAGAGUUGGAGAUGAAUCUUCCUCUUGCGGACGCGCUGAUCAAAGAGAUCGAUAUCAGGGGAUCGUUUAGAUAUAAUAAUGAUUAUGCGGAUGCUAUAGAAAUGGUGAGAACUGGAAGAGUGAAUGUGAAACCCAUGAUCACUCAUCAUUUCAAGAUGGAAGAUACGGUGAAGGCGUUCGAAACGGCUAGAGAUCGCAUUGGGGAUCCCAUCAAGAUACAUAUUCAUACUAACCCCAAGUGGAAUCCUUGAAUAUUGCAUGAAUUUCAGAAUAUGACAUUUAUAUUUUUGAA
Messenger RNA from Phaedon cochleariae (mustard beetle), 1270 nucleotides. NCBI's taxonomy places the organism in Eukaryota, Metazoa, Arthropoda, Insecta, Coleoptera, Chrysomelidae. The record is from the annotation of a GenBank genome assembly.